Messenger RNA from Aphanomyces astaci, 2008 nucleotides. RefSeq lists its product as hypothetical. The transcript is spliced from 2 exons. The record is from RefSeq and is a predicted model, not a curated record. The coding region runs from base 99 to 1904 and encodes 601 amino acids. NCBI's taxonomy places the organism in Eukaryota, Oomycota, Saprolegniomycetes, Saprolegniales, Verrucalvaceae.
UUCAAAGGAGAAAAUUCGACGAACGGUUUCAUAUCGCCACCACGAAACAGUCGCAAUCUUCCACCAAGUACACUGGACGACAUUAGAAUCGAACGCUCAUGCUGGUGGGCAUCGUUCGAUCCACAGACGGCGCCUCGUCGUCCGUCCGUCCUGUCCUGGACCCCGCCACCAUGCUCGUCGGCCUCGACGCAACAUCGUCGCCAGCGUCAUCGCCGCCUCCACGGACCCGAGAUGAUUCCUCACGUGGCCCCAUGGAGAUCACUCCGCACCUCUACCGCCUCUUUCGCGCGUGCGUCCUCGGCUUCCAUGUCCUUUCCCUCGUGUACUUUGUCUGUUUUGCCUACGCGUCGUACACAGACAUCUACUCGUCGUCCGAUCCAUCAACGGCAUUGCCGGCGUCAGUUCAGCCCACGACAUCCAGCGGCAUCGUGCUUCUCAUCCAAGUCAUCACAUCUGCCCUUCAUCUUGUGCGUAUCAAAUCCCUCAUGACGGCCGCAUGCUUCCACCGAGCCGAGUACAUCCCCUCGAAGCGACCUGCGGUGUUCUACCACCGCGUGUUCCUGUGGCUGAGCUUCCACGACCUGCUCGUCGUUCUGUCGCAUUCUUACCACGGGCUGCUGCUGUACUCGUUCGUACAGUCCCGUGUUCUUGUCUUAGCCUACCUCGUGUUCGUGUGGGUCUACUCCAUCCUCCCCUGCUUUCGCUUCAAGCGACUCUUCCUUCGCAACCCCCAUCUCCGCCUCGUGUCGUUGGCAUACGCGGUCGCAUUGGAUGUGCUGCCUGGCAUUUGUCUGCGGAUAUGGUGGAUGUUCGCAUGCGACGACCCCAUUGCCCAUGUGGACGCGGCCGACUUCACCACGGGCGCCGCGUCGGCCUUCCCGCCGCUGCUCCUCCUCUCGACCUUGACCUCCCUCUCCGCCCUCGUCGCCAAACUCAAACCCGCGCGGUCGCCUCAAAAGGUCCGACGAGUGACCCACGGCCCCGCGUCACCGCUGCGCUUCGACUUUACUGAACCCACCAUGUCGAAACAAUCAAAAUGGUGCUUAACGGCGCAACGUGCAUCUCGUGUCGGCAGCGUUCUGUGGAUAUCUGCAGCGUUAAGCAUGCUCAUCUACGCUCUGACGUCCCAUCCGUCCGCCCUCGACGGCUGCGUCCUCCUCCUCCGCCGUCCGUUCACAACCGUUCCCGUCGUAUGCCGAUCCUUCCAAAUCGCGUGCGAUUCCACGGCGCUGCAUGUCCUUCUGGACCUCCCGCCGCCCACCGCCGCCUUCGUUAUGGCCGUCCAAUUCGCCAACUGUCCAGCCCUCGCCUUCGAUGCCUUUGAUCGAGUUCUGUGGCCAAACUUUAGGCGCCUGGAGCUGAUCAACACCACCGUCACCUCGGCUGCUUCGGCCACGUACCCCACGCUUCUUCACGUCGUCCUGUCGCGGUCCAGCCUCUCCAAAGACGCCACGACGCUGCUGCCCCCUUCGUUGAUGUCGCUCAAAGCGUCCUCCAGCCGCCUCCCGGACGACGUCCUGCCGCCGCUGCCCCUCCUCCGGACCCUGGACCUCCGCCAUACCCCGCUGCGGUCGUUCGACGGCGCCGCGAUGCCCCGCCUCGUGCACGCGGCCGUGCUCCACGCCCAGCUGGCCAUCUUGGUCGCUUGGCCAGCCAACAAUCUCGUCGACUUGUGGCUGUCGGGCAACCCCCUGCACGCGAUUCCGGACGAGAUGCUCAACCUCCCGCGACUGCUCGUGCUCGCUGUGGACCGCACCAACCUCGAUCGGGUGGGGGACCGCGUGUCCAGCAGCCUCCUGCACAUCAUCGCUACGGACACGCCACUCUGUCGCAGCAUCGCCGCCUUUUUAACGCACGCGCAGAUUCAAUACACCCACGGCGAUACGUCGUUGGUGCAGUGCUGACAUCCAGUGUCGCAAGUGUACGGUACAAUGGAAUGUACAGUAGUACAGUGUCCCAUUCCAAAAUGUGUGCAAUAAACAAUACAUCACCCAUCCCACAUGUCUCC